UUUUGCUUGCUCAAACGUCACGACAAAGCACACAAAAAACAUUAAAAUUGUCCUUCCAAAAUUAAAUUUAGCUAAAAAUGCCGGAAAAACCUGUUAAAUCCGAACCGAAACGGGAUGAAGUUGAACUAGAAACGCAGAUAAUCAUGCGUAUGCCUGUGGAACCAGCAAGAAUACUGCGGGAAGCCAUCCAAACCGGAGCCAACAAUCUCAAGGACCGACUUUCGAUCAGGCUCGACAAUGAUCUGCGCUACGGAGAGGUCCGGUUCGAUCAUUGGUUGCUUCACGCCAAGGUUGUGGACUUACCGACCAUCGUGGAAAGCUUGAAGACCAUCGACAACAAAAACUUCUAUAAAACUGCCGAUUUGUGCCAAUUGAUGAUCUGCAAGGAGGAACCGGAUCAACCAUCUGCUGAAGAAGAAUCGCCGAAUAAGAACAAAAAGAAGGAUCCCAACAAGGUGGACAAGAAAUUCCUGUGGCCUCAUGGCAUAACACCGCCCUGCAAAAACGUCCGUAAGCGUAGGUUCCGCAAAACCUUGAAGAAAAAGUACGUUGAAGCUCCGGAAAUUGAGAAGGAGGUAAAACGUCUGCUUCGUGUCGAUAACGAAGCAGUCAACGUGAAGUGGGAACUCAUUACGGAGGACGAGGAUCCGAAUAAGUCUAUUUCUGACUCGAAGCACGAUGGUAGCGCUCCGAAUAAAAGUCCUACAAAGCACAACAAAAAAAGUCAUAACAAGGAUGUUGGAGAGCAUGAUAUUUUCGGAGAGGAGGUAUCCGAUUCUGAUGAAGAUGAAAACCCGAUUAACAAAAAUAUCGAUAUUGAUGAAAGCAGUCGCCUAUCUGCGGAAGCUGAUGACAGUCGCCUAUCGGAUUCCAGUUCCUACAUGGGAACCCAAUCAUCGGAUAGGAAUGCUGCCAUUGAGUUUAGCAAGGGCAUGUUCAGUAACAUAGGUUCAAGUGGAGGAUCUCGCUCCCGAAAGAACGAUGCGCUCGGGUCCAAAUAUGAGGACAAUUCACGUUUGGACUCGGACAAUGAAUCCACCGAUUUUAUGGCAUCAUCAAAGGAUUCGCUGAGCAGUCGCAUGUACGAGCUGCGUCGUCAGCUGAGCGACUUGAAAUCGCAAAGAAUUCAGAAGGAACAGGAAAUUCGCACUAUCGAAAAUCAAACACUGCGCCAGCGUUUACAAGACAAUUUGGAUAGCCUGUUGAGCCAGAUUGUGGAGAAGGAAAUGGAGAUUCAAAUUUUGGAACAACAGUAAAUUUUAUGUAAGGUAUGAUAUUUUUUCUGAAAUGUAAUAAGGAACGACUUCGUCAAA
This is a messenger RNA of Aedes aegypti (yellow fever mosquito), 1313 nucleotides long. RefSeq names its product transcription initiation factor TFIID subunit 7 (gene Taf7). Gene Ontology annotation, cellular component: transcription factor TFIID complex. The coding region runs from base 78 to 1256 and encodes 392 amino acids. The transcript is spliced from 4 exons. Lineage: Eukaryota; Metazoa; Arthropoda; Insecta; Diptera; Culicidae. The record is from RefSeq and is a predicted model, not a curated record. Gene Ontology annotation, molecular function: RNA polymerase II general transcription initiation factor activity. Gene Ontology annotation, biological process: transcription initiation at RNA polymerase II promoter; RNA polymerase II preinitiation complex assembly.